AUGAAUGGCAUUAUUCAUCACUGUUCCCAUCCAAAUGAUACGGAUGCACAUUUUCGUGUUUCCGAAGACAAAAUUUUCCUUGAUAUAUUUAACUAUAUCGAUCAUUUAUUUACCAAAAUAAAACCGAAAAAACUAUUUUUUAUGGCCAUCGAUGGCGUUGCUCCAAGGGCCAAAAUGAAUCAACAACGUGCUAGACGUUUCAGAACCGCUAAAGAAUCCGCAGAAGCUGUCAAAAAAGCCGAAUCUAAGGGUGAAUCGUUGCCUAAAGAGGCGCCUUUUGAUAGCAAUUGUAUUACACCAGGCACAUUAUUUAUGGAAAAACUUUCACGCCAGCUCAAAUAUUUUGUAAAUAAGAAAGUAACAGAAGACUCGAAUUGGAGAAACAUUGAAAUAGUACUUUCUGGUCACGAAGUACCGGGUGAGGGAGAACAUAAAAUUAUGGAAUAUAUUCGUAACACGAAAGCCCAAGAGAAUUACAAUCCCAAUGUUAGACAUUGCCUUUAUGGAUUGGAUGCUGAUUUAAUUAUGCUUGGACUUUUAAGUCAUGAUCCACAUUUUGCUUUACUCAGAGAAGAGGUCACUUAUGGACCAAGUAGCAGAAAGAAAAAACCAGGACGGGUUGAAUCUCAAAAUUUCUACCUCAUGCAUUUAUCAUUAAUGCGUGAAUAUUUGGAUCUUGAGUUCGGAGUACUUAGGGAUAAUCUUCCUUUUGAAUAUGAUCUCGAAAGAAUAAUAGACGAUUUUGUCUUGUUAGCAUUAUUUGUCGGCAACGAUUUUUUACCACAUUUGCCCAAUCUUCAUAUAGCUGAAGGGGCACUUGGUUUGAUGUUUCACGUGUAUAAAUCAGUUUUACCGGAUGCCGGUGGUUAUAUUAAUGAUGGAGGGAAAUUAGAAUUGAGCAGACUUGAGAUGAUAUUUAAAGUAUUAUCUAAUUUUGAAAGAAAUAUUUAUGAAGGUAAUAUGGAAGAUUUAAAAUGGUUUAAAGGAAAGAGGAAAUUUCCGGAUAUGUUGGAGAAAGAUAAAAAAAAGAAAUUAAUACUAACGCCAAAACAAAGAGAAAUCUAUGAUCAGGUCAAAAAAUUAGUAGUAUCACGUUCUUCGGAAUCAAUUCACUUUCCUGUUGAUUAUCCCGCAAGAGAUCGUAAUUUUAUACAGAAUCUUGCUAAAGACUUUGGUAUCAAGUGUUUAUCUGAAUACGAUGAAGUUACGGAAGAAAAACAUUUAUACGUUGAAUAUGGUUCAGAAGAUGGGUCAGACAAUGAAAUGAGACAUAAGACUUUUAAGAAAUAUGAAGAGGCAAAUAUUGUUGAUGAUGGUGAUGUCGAAGCAUUUGAAGAAAGAGAAAGACAGAAUGAAGAAGAUAAAUUUAUUAAGUGGAAGAGAGAUUAUUAUGGAAAUAAACCAAAGAUUGAUUAUGACGAUCCAGAACAGUUGGAUAGAAUUGUCGGUUCAUAUAUCGAAGGAUUACAAUGGGUUUUGCAUUAUUACUACAGGGGUGUGGCAUCUUGGGGAUGGUUCUAUCCAUACCACUACUCGCCAAAGAUUUCAGAUUUACAUGAUUUGGAGAGAUUCAAUAUUAAUUUUGAAAUUGGAAGGCCAUUCAAGCCGUUUGAACAAUUAAUGGGUGUAUUGCCCGAAGGAAGUAAAAAUCUUAUACCCAUUCCAUAUCAGGAUUUGUUGACUAAUCCUAACUCUCCAAUAAUAGAUUUUUAUCCCCAAGAAUUCGAACUUGAUAUGAAUGGUAAAAAGCAGGAUUGGGAAGCGGUAGUUAAUAUACCAUUCAUUGAUCAAAAAAGAUUAGUCGCUGCUUUGAACGACAAGGAAGACGAAUUGUCCGAAGAAGAAAAGCAAAGGAAUAGUUUUGGUGACAGCCUUUUGUUUACAUAUGAUCCAAGUCUGGACGAAAAUUACCCUUCUUCAUUACCAGCAAAUAACAAUCACGUCAUUCAAACGUUAUAUAGAAACGAAACUAUGGUUAUUACAUUAAUUAAUCAAUUUGCAGAUAUGUCAACUGAUGAUUUGGCUCGUGAAAAACUUGGCAAGAGGAUAUUUGUUGGUUGGCCUUUUCUUCAAGAGGGAACAUUACAAGCUAUAUCUGAUGAAACUUUUAAAUACGUGUGGUACACACCACCCAAUGGGCAAUCUUAUGUUGACAAAUAUCCCCAUAAACAAGAGGAUUGGCGACGGAAGGCCGAUAAAUGCGAACAAGUGUAUAGUAAAAGAUAUGGGACAGUAACUGGAACAGUGGAUGUUAUUGCUCAUGUUUCGGUGCUUAAAGGUAUGAAAAGAUUGCAAAGUGGCGCUUUAGUUAAAGAAUAUGCUAACGCUGGGGAGGAGAUCGAUUAUGCAAUGCAGACGACAGUGGAUGGUGUUGAAUGUGAGGAUCCUAGAUAUAAAGAAAAACCUGCUAUUUCAUUAGCCGAGGAGUUUCCAAUUGAAACUCGACUAUUUUAUUUGGGUAGUCCUUAUUAUGGAAGUCCUGGAAUAAUAAUUCAACAUACUGAUAAGUUCCUGUCCGUAAAGAUGAUUGUUGAUAAAAAUUAUCAAAAAGAACCAGAUUUCGGUCCAGAAAUUGCAAGAAAAUUUUCUAGUCGGACCAAAUAUCUUCCUUCUUAUGCCGUUGCUAAAAAAUUGGGUAUGACUGGUUUAACUUUAAGCAAAUUGACUGCCAGUUUGCAUGUUAGUUGUAAAUCAACCGAUCAGCGUAUCAAUCUUGGCCUUAAUUUAAAAUUUGAGGCAAAGAAACAAAAGGUAUUGGGAUAUACCAGGAAGACCAAAGAUUCUUGGGAGUAUAGCGAAAGAGCAAUGCGCAUUUUGGCAGAAUAUAAGGAUAAAUUCCCAGAAUUUAUUCAAGCUUUAGAACAUAAGCAUAAAGAUGAAAUAUAUACUGCAGAAGACUUUUAUCCCAAAGAAGAAGCCGUGUCCAAAAUCCAUGCUAUCAAGGAUUGGCUUAGAACCGUUGAAGUAAGGGAUUUUGAAAAGGUAUCAUUGGAUGCAGAGCAAUUAGAUAAGGAAGCGAUAAAAGAUAUAGAAAAAGCUGCUGAUGAGUUUCUUGAACAACGUAAACUCACUAAAAUUGAAGUUAAAAAAUUAUUGCGACAUCAAUUAUUAAAACCAUCUCAUGCAUCAACGAUAUUGCAAAACCAAAAUUUCAACCUCGGUGAUCGAGUCGUUUUUGUUAAAGACACCGGAAGUGUACCCAUCGCAUCAAAAGGUACAAUCGUUGGAAUUGAAAAAACCAAUAUCGAUGUGGUCUUUGAUACCACGUUUAUGAGUGGGUCCACGUUAAGCGAUAGAUGUUCAAAUUAUCGAGGAAUGACCGUUCCUUCUAACUCUUUACUUAACUUGUCAAGGCCACAAUUCCUUGAUCGUCAUCCAAAUAAUGGAAAUGGUGGUGGAUCAAGACAUGGAUCAGGUUCUUAUUAUCAAUCGACAGUUCAAAAUGGACAUAAUAUGUUUCAUAAUUCAUACCCUCAUUAUAAUUCCUACUCGAAUCGUGGAAGUGGUAGAGGCGUUGUGCAUUCUUCGAAUAAUCACCCUACGAAUGGUUCAUAUCAUCGUCCUCGUGGAUCGAAUGGUUACAUAUCAACGCAUCAAAAUCGAUCACGUUCAGUUGGUUCACAAUCUUCUACAAAAUAUAUAGGAGGAGCCGUUGUUUAUCGUGGCUUUAAUGGUAAUUCAAGAGGUUCAAAUGGGAACGGUUCUUUAUUUAGAGGUCGUGGAGGACAUUUUGGUAAUGGUUUACCAUCACGAGGGCGUGGAAGAGGUGAUGGGAAAACAUAA
Messenger RNA from Funneliformis caledonium, 3783 nucleotides. Lineage: Eukaryota; Fungi; Glomeromycota; Glomeromycetes; Glomerales; Glomeraceae. The record is from the annotation of a GenBank genome assembly.